AUGAGUCUGUCCAAAAGUGGACUUCAUGUUUAUGUUGAUCAAAAUGAUGGAAAUUCAUCAAGUGGUAAUGAAGAUGGUGAUGGGAAUUUAGUUAUGAAUAUACCUGAAAAUCAAGGUUUAUUACCACCAUUACCAGAUAUUGAUGAAAUUGCAGUUAAUAAUCAAAAUAAUAAUCAAAAUAAUGGUAAUAGUGCAAUUGUUUAUGAUGAUAAUAAUAGUUCAUUCCAUUCUAGAACUCAAUCAUUAGAACAAGUUUUAACUCCUUCUUCAUUACAAAGAUCUAGAACCAGUUCAAAUAAAGUUACAACACCAACUGGUAUGAUGACACCAAAAACUGAAUUAAAUUCUUCACAAUUUGAAAUUCAAACUCCAACUACUCAAACUAUAUCAAAAUUUGAUAUCAAUACAGUUACACCAGUACGAGAAAAACAAUUAAUUGAACAAGAUCAAUUAGAAAAUCAAACUUUAGAAUGUUCACCAACUAUAACAAUUGAUGAAAGAUUUGAUGUUAGUGUUGAUAUUCCAAAUGAAGAUAAAUUACCCAAGACAACAGAAGAUAAGAUUAAAUUUUUCCAAUUAUUUCAAAAAAGAGAACAAGAAGAAUUUGAUAAAACUUUAUCAAGUUUGAAAAAAGGUGGUUGGGUUAGUUCACAAGAUUUAUCAUCAUUAGAAAAUAAAAAACGUAAUCAUUAUAAAAAAUGGGGAAUUAAAAUUAAUGAAUUGAAAAAUACAUUAAAAUUAAAACAAAAUCAAAAACAUUAUGAAAAUCAUCCUGAAAUUAAUGGAUAUUUUAGUCCCAAAGAUAUUAAAGAAUCUGAUUCUUUCAAUUUUGAUGGUGGAAAAUCACCAAAUUUACAAACUUUAGAACAAAAAUUCUCUGUAUUAGGUAUAACUAGAUGA
Molecule: messenger RNA, 900 nt
Organism: Hansenula ciferrii
Lineage: Eukaryota; Fungi; Ascomycota; Saccharomycetes; Phaffomycetales; Wickerhamomycetaceae
Product: Serine/threonine-protein kinase
Exons: 1
Coding region: 1-900 (299 amino acids)
Source: RefSeq, a predicted model, not a curated record